Sitodiplosis mosellana (orange wheat blossom midge) is the source of this 1161-nucleotide messenger RNA. RefSeq names its product protein KTI12 homolog. Bases 195 to 1064 code for a protein of 289 amino acids. NCBI's taxonomy places the organism in Eukaryota, Metazoa, Arthropoda, Insecta, Diptera, Cecidomyiidae. The record is from RefSeq and is a predicted model, not a curated record. The transcript is spliced from 3 exons.
AAUAAAACACAUCACACACUGCGUCUCAUUCAAACAGUAGACACUUUUAGUUUAGACAAACAAGUUUCGUUUACGUAAAGUAUGACAUUUCAAUUGACAAACCCGUUUUGACAGUUGUUACAUUUGUCAUUUGUGCACACGUUUUGUUUAACUUUAGAACUACUUGAAAAUUUAACUAAAUAAAUUAUUUUAAAAUGCCGUUGAUAAUUUUAACUGGAUUUCCGUCUAGCGGCAAAACGAAACGAAGCAAAGAGUUGGCGGAUUUUUUUCGGGAGCGUGGCAAAAUGGUGCAUAUUGUUAGUGAAAAUUUGUCAAUACCAAAGGCUGGCUUUGCAAAGAAUGUGUAUUUUGCCGAUUCACAAAAGGAGAAAAUCGUUCGAUCCGAUCUCAAAUCGGAAACGGUGCGAUUGUUGACUAAGGAUAAUGUUGUGAUUUUAGAUGCUGCCAAUUAUAUUAAAGGCUAUCGGUAUGAACUGUAUUGCGCCAGCAAAGCCGCUCGAUCUACACAGUGCACUGUGUUUUGUGCUAUCCCGAAAGAAACAGCAUGGAAUCUUAAUCAGAAAAGAAGUGGCGCUGAUGUGGUUGAGUCCAGCGAAAGCGACAAUUCGUCAAUUCCAUACACACGAGAAAUCUUUGAUGCACUCACACUUCGAUAUGAAGAACCGAUAGCAAAUAAUCGAUGGGAUUCUCCACUGUUUACUCUACUACCCGAAUCGAAGAUACCCUUUGAAGACGUUUUUUCCGCUUUGUACGAAAAGAAACCACCACCACCAAAUCUUGCUACACAAAAUGCACCAAUGACCUCAACAAAUUAUCUGUACGAAAUGGAUAAGCUGACGCAAGAAAUAACCAACACUGUGAUAUCAGCGCGUAAAAUUGGCGUCAUGGGACCCGUUCAAAUUCGUGACAAUUUACAUGUCAAAAUACCAGCCACUGUAAAUGCCAGUCAAUUAAAUAAGUUGCGCCGGCAAUUUCUCAACUACAAUAAAAUGCAUUCAGCUGGCGGUCACAACUUAGACAAAGCACCCGAUCUAUUCGUACAGUUUUUGAAUGCCAAUUUUUGAGCGAAUUUUCAUGUAUUUUUUCUUUCUUCUUGGUUUUCGAAAUAAAAUUUACUCUUUCCAAACGAAGAUUGAAAAAAAAAAAAUAAUUAUCAACAAA